This is a messenger RNA of Soboliphyme baturini, 368 nucleotides long. The record is from the annotation of a GenBank genome assembly. NCBI's taxonomy places the organism in Eukaryota, Metazoa, Nematoda, Enoplea, Dioctophymatida, Soboliphymatidae.
AUGUCAGUUCUGGUAUGGUACUUCUAUCGUGAAUUUCCGUUCUUGAAAAAGAAGGAAGAAAUCCUGUCGACCUUGGCAGAGUUCAACGUCCCUAUUGUCAGGGCUGUUUGGUUUCUUAAGAUGACUAAUGCUCACUACACGCAGCAGCAGGAAAGCGGAAAGAUCAAGAAAAAGCAGAUGAAUGAUCCUUAUUCAGAAUGGACGCAGCAUAUCAUCAGGUACUUAAGGGAUCUACUGUUGCGUCUCUCCGAGUACUACCUGUUAACGUCGCAGUCAGCUAUGACUGCCGAUAUCGAGUCUGCAUUUAAGCAGUGGCAGUACUGCACAAGAUUGAGCCGGCACAUGUUCGAGGUACGUACUCGAUGAGU